CCGCGCCGGAGCCUCGCCAAAAGCAAGUGCGCCUGGCACCGCCACCCCUGGGCCCCGGCAGCGGCCGCUCCCGCCGCGGCUCCUUCCCCAGACAGCGCCGUCCUCCCGCCCCUCAAAGCAGCGCCCCUCCGCGGGCAGGGGGUGCCCGGCAAAUGCUUCUCGAUGUGUGUUUCAGUUCUGAACAUCACUGCCCUUUUCUUUGUUUCCACUUUGACUCUCACAAAUUCCAGAAGUUUGUAUCUUCUGACCUCUGCAUCCAGGUUUUAACUGUCAGAGUUCACUGCAGAUUCCCACAUGGCCAACGAAGGAAGACCUUGCCCAUGUGACAUUGGAGACAGAUUUGAAUAUGGAGGCCUUGGGCAGGAAGUUCAGGUUGAGCAUAUCAAGGCGUAUGUUUGCAAACCAUCCUGCAGCACAGACAAGGCUGUGAUUGUGAUUCAGGAUAUUUUUGGAUGGCAACUCCCAAACACCAGAUACAUGGUUGAUAUGCUGGCAGCCAAUGGAUACAUAGCGAUUUGCCCAGACUUUUUUGUGGGGAAAGAACCUUGGAAGCCUUCUGACGACUGGUCCACCUUUGAGAGUUGGCUGAAAACCCGAAAUGCCAGAAAAACAGACAAGGAAGUUGACGUUGCCUUGAAGUAUCUAAAGGAGCAAUGUGGUGCAAAGAAGAUUGGUGUCAUUGGGUUUUGUUGGGGUGGAACUGUUGUACAUCACCUGAUGUUAAAAUAUCUUGAAUUAAAGGCUGGUGUGUCAGUCUAUGGAAUAAUCAAGGACUCUGAUGACAGAUACAGUUUGCUGAAUCCCACGUUUUUCAUUUUUGGUGAAAAAGAUGUUGUCAUUGCUCUUGACCAAGUCGCUGAACUGGAGCAGAAGCUGAAACAGCACUGUAAGGUUGAUUAUGUAGUUAAAGUUUUUCCAGGUCAGACUCAUGGUUUUGUACAUCGUAAGAGAGAAGAUAUUAACCCUCAGGAUAAACCUUACAUUGAAGAAGCAAGAAAGGACAUGAUCAACUGGCUGAAUAAAUACAUCUGACAGAUCUGUAAAACAAAUCUGUACAACAAAAUUAUGUAGUAUGUUGUGAAGGCUUUAGGUAACUUUAACAUUUUAGAAAAAAAUGUUUAAUAUAAUUAUUUUAGGGAAAAAUAAGCACUUAAUAAAUUAUAUACUAAGGAAAAAAAGCUGUAGAAAUUUCUAUAUCAAAACUCUUUUUCAUAUGUAGAUUUUAAUAAAUGAUCUCAAGCUGAAUCCAUUUUAAAAGUUCUCAAAUCUCAUCUAUCUUCAUAUUUGUAUAAUCUGCUGGAAAUAUUCCCCAGCUUCCUUGGGGUUUUUUCAGCAAGUAACUUAAGCACUUGCUCAAAUCACCUGUACUAAAGUUAAGCCUACGUUUCAGUACUUUGUUGAAUCUCCAAGAGUAUAAAAGACUAGACUUCUUUGGCCUGUACUGCCAGGGAUAAUGGCAAAGAAGCACUUGCCUUAGAUGUCCUUUAGGCUGACCUUUUCCCUGAGACCUGAUUGUCUACAGUUAAACCAGUUUAGGAAUUUGCCUUUAUAAUGUACUGCAAAGGUGGGGGCUUUUAACUACGUAGUUGUAAACUGGAGUUACAAUUCAGCAAGAAACUUUUACUUUAUCAUGUUUUCUCCCUAUUUCUUGUUUCUAUUUCUGGCAUAAGAUCUCAGGGCAAAAUAUGUAUACAAAUUGGGAAAAUGUACUAAUUUUCCUCCUAAAAUGAAGGAUGCCUUCUGUAGUGGGAGCCUUUGACUGUAAACUACAGUAUCAGAUGAUGUGGUUAAUAUUGUGUAUCAUUUCCAAAUAAUAACAAUUAUUAGCUA
This is a messenger RNA of Alligator sinensis (Chinese alligator), 1830 nucleotides long. Its product is annotated as carboxymethylenebutenolidase homolog. Gene Ontology annotation, molecular function: hydrolase activity. The record is from RefSeq and is a predicted model, not a curated record. The transcript is spliced from 7 exons. NCBI's taxonomy places the organism in Eukaryota, Metazoa, Chordata, Crocodylia, Alligatoridae. Bases 295 to 1032 code for a protein of 245 amino acids.